CCGGCGGCGCCGCUGUGCGGGGCGGGUGGACCCGCUUGCGGGCGGCGCGGGAGGGCGGCGGAGGGAGUCAGGCAGCCCGAGCGUGUGUGCCGCCCGCGGACCGGUCACGUACCCGCGCGGGCGCCGGCGCCCGCGUCGUGCGAACGAGGGUGCAGCGGCCCCAAGCUUGCUGCCCCGUCCCGCCCCGCCCCGCCGGGUGCAGCUCAACAGACGCACGAAGCCGCGCCCGAGAGGUGAAGGGCCGGAUGCAAGGCAGGGAGCCGGAGCAGUCUGAGGCAGGGGGGCCACAGGGAGCUCUGGGCCCUCCAGCCUUGCUUAGCAGCAUCGCCACAGCAACCAGCGACUAGACGGCAGCAGCCUAGGCAGACGCAAGCGGACGGCUUCCCACCGUGGCCAAGUACAGGGAAUGACUACAGCAAAUCAGGCCACACUGCUGACAAGGGAGGUGGAGUGUCACUAGAGGGGAGGGUGUGGUCUCCGCCCCACUGUACUGAGCGCCAUGCCCACAGGAGAAGAGGUGCUGGGGCAAGGAUUGCAGUGUGAUACAGCCUUGCCCCAAAGCCAGCACUGAGCACUUCCAGGCCAUCUGGCUCUUGCGUGUCGGUUGUACCAACCCACAUUUCAGUAUCCCUCACUGUGACUGUCCUGCUUGGUGGCAAGGGGGAAGAGACACCCAUCCUGUGUUCUGCAUUGGGGCCUGCUGCUGCCGGACCAUGGGAUGUCGGCAAAGCUCAGAGGAGAAAGAGGCAGCUCGGCGGUCCCGGAGAAUCGACCGCCACCUGCGCUCAGAGAGCCAGCGGCAACGCCGCGAGAUCAAACUUCUCCUGCUGGGCACCAGCAACUCAGGCAAGAGCACCAUCGUAAAGCAGAUGAAGAUUAUCCACAGUGGUGGUUUCAACCUGGAGGCCUGCAAGGAGUACAAGCCCCUCAUCAUCUAUAAUGCCAUCGACUCACUGACCCGUAUCAUUCGGGCCCUGGCUGCCCUUAAGAUCGACUUCCACAACCCUGACCGUGCCUAUGAUGCGGUGCAGCUCUUCGCACUGACAGGCCCAGCAGAGAGCAAGGGUGAGAUCACACCAGAGCUGCUAGGCGUCAUGCGACGGCUGUGGGCUGACCCUGGGGCUCAGGCCUGCUUUGGCCGCUCUAGUGAGUACCACCUGGAGGACAAUGCAGCCUACUACCUGAAUGACCUGGAGCGUAUCGCUGCACCCGACUACAUCCCCACUGUGGAGGACAUCCUGCGCUCCCGGGACAUGACCACAGGCAUCGUAGAAAACAAGUUCACCUUCAAGGAGCUUACCUUCAAGAUGGUGGAUGUGGGCGGGCAGAGGUCAGAGCGCAAAAAAUGGAUCCACUGCUUUGAAGGCGUCACAGCCAUCAUCUUCUGUGUGGAGUUAAGUGGCUAUGACCUGAAGCUCUAUGAGGAUAACCAGACGAGCCGAAUGGCAGAAAGCCUACGCCUUUUUGACUCCAUCUGCAACAACAACUGGUUUAUCAACACCUCACUCAUCCUCUUCCUGAACAAGAAGGACCUGCUGGCAGAGAAGAUCCGGCGCAUUCCGCUCACUGUCUGCUUCCCAGAGUACAAGGGUCAAAACACGUAUGAGGAAGCCGCAGUCUAUAUCCAGCGGCAGUUCGAGGACCUAAACCGCAACAAGGAGACCAAGGAGAUCUACUCCCACUUUACCUGCGCCACCGACACCAGUAACAUCCAAUUUGUUUUUGAUGCGGUGACAGAUGUCAUUAUACAGAACAAUCUCAAGUACAUUGGUCUUUGCUGAGGAGCCAGGCAUGGCCCAUUUGCCUGUGGUGAAACCCACGGGGUAUCAUACCCCAGCUCAUGCUAGAGAGGCCCAACCCAGGAGCAGAAAACGGGGCUUGAAGAAUAUGUCCCCACCCCUCAGCCUCUGCCUUCUUGGCCCCAUGUUUCUGCAAACAUAAAUAUAUAUGGAUAGAUUGCUAGGUAUGUAGACAUGCACACACACAUGCACACGCACAUCUGGAGAUGGCAAAGUUCUCCAAAGUGUCAAGUCUCUUAAAGACUUGAGAAGCUGCUGUCACAAGUUCACUCCAAGGCCAUCCUGCCCCUUUACUCUGCCUUCCUGAGUUGGCCCCACUGUGCAUGGGGGUCCACAUUGGACUGCUGGGGAGAGGCUGCAGGACUCGGCCCAGGUCCGGCCAGCUGUGCUCAUUGCCUGGAAGGAGGCCAGCUCACCACCUAAGCUCUGGACUGGGGACCUUGCCACUGACCAAGAGUGAGGCUCAGAGCAGGGACUGCACCUUCUCUGCUGGCCACACCAAACUCAGCCACUCUGCACCACAUUCAUCCUGGACACAGACAGGACGUGAAGAGCCAAGUGAUGGUACUAACCAGACCUCCAGCCAUUUAGGGCUCUUAUUUUUAAACAGCUUCAAAGUAUGCAGCAGAAAUUAACACAAGAAAAUGAGUGGCACGAUUUAUUUCAAACUAGGCCAGCUGGGUUUCUAGCUUUUCUUCUACUGGUCUGAUGUUUUAUAAAUGGAAACCUGGUUUUUCUUCUCUAGCAUCUUUUUUUUUUAGUUAUUAUUAUUAUUUUACUUUUUUUUGGCCAAAUUUAGUGUUUCGCAGAAAAAGAAAACUACAGACAAUUUCAGAUGUGAUUGAAUAUUCUUUUUUAAAUGCAGAUUUUCAAAACAUUUUUCAUUUCAGGUGGUCCUUUUUGUGUCUGGCUUGCUGAGUGUAAAAGUUGUUACCUGAUGAUUCUGUUCCUCUGCUCCAAAGAAUUCUGGGGCAAAUGGCACUCCUGCGCCAGCCUCGUGGGAUACAUGUACAUAAGCCUCUGCCACGUCCUCUUGUUAUUGGUGCGGUUUUCUGCUUUGUUUUUAUUUAAGAAAAAUAAAUGUGAUGUAUUUAAAGAAGGUUCUUCACCUAGGAGCAAAUGAACAAUAGCUAAACGUCUUGGUAUUUAAAGUGUACAUUAUCUGUGGCUUUGCCAAAUGAAGGAAGGGGAGGCAAGAGAUGGAGCUCCCCAGUCCCCACAUACUCCAAAGCCUGAGAUGGGUUGGCUGCUGCUCCGACUCCUGUGAAGGCACAGCCAGAGUUGUGGCCUGAGGGAGGCCCUGCUGGGACUGUGCACCCUGGGCCUUCCUGCUCCAGGGUCCACAGGCAUUAGCCUUGAAAGGACCUUGACUGUGUAUGACCAGGAAUUCGUGCUGCUGGGAAGGAGGCACCACUAAAGCCCUUGCCAAAUCUCCUCUUUCAGACCUUUGUUUGGUACCCAUGUGUCCAAGGUCAGUGUGCAGAAUCACAGCCAAGGAGUUGGAAAGAUGUACAGAGGAAGAGAGAGGAGCUGCUAAGCAUAUGAAAGUCAAAGAGUGUCUACUUUAAGAAAAUAAAAUACCCUGAAUGGAGCCAUAC
This is a messenger RNA of Nannospalax galili (Upper Galilee mountains blind mole rat), 3397 nucleotides long. It is a transcript of the gene Gnaz, whose product is annotated as G protein subunit alpha z. Gene Ontology annotation, molecular function: GTPase activity; GTP binding; G protein-coupled receptor binding. Lineage: Eukaryota; Metazoa; Chordata; Mammalia; Rodentia; Spalacidae. The record is from RefSeq and is a predicted model, not a curated record. Gene Ontology annotation, biological process: adenylate cyclase-modulating G protein-coupled receptor signaling pathway. The transcript is spliced from 3 exons. The coding region runs from base 714 to 1781 and encodes 355 amino acids. Gene Ontology annotation, cellular component: heterotrimeric G-protein complex.